AUGCCGCCAGUGCUAGCAACAUACUCAGCUGUACACAUACAAACAAAUAUCUCUGACCGUAUGAAAUAUUUGGAGCUUACACCUGCAACGCUGUCGCGCGUGGAGGUUACGGGGGCAUAUCGCAAGCGGCGCGCCAGCGGAGAUGAAAUAUCGUUUCAACUCGCUUCAAGGAAAACUCAUAUCAGGCAUAACUUUUAUCUAGUCAAGGCCCCCGGAGAAUAG
Messenger RNA from Babesia ovata, 222 nucleotides. RefSeq names its product mini-chromosome maintenance complex-binding protein, putative. Bases 1 to 222 code for a protein of 73 amino acids. Lineage: Eukaryota; Apicomplexa; Aconoidasida; Piroplasmida; Babesiidae. The record is from RefSeq and is a predicted model, not a curated record. The transcript has 3 exons.